Molecule: messenger RNA, 345 nt
Organism: Neurospora crassa OR74A
Lineage: Eukaryota; Fungi; Ascomycota; Sordariomycetes; Sordariales; Sordariaceae
Exons: 3
Coding region: 1-345 (114 amino acids)
Source: RefSeq, a predicted model, not a curated record
AUGACGAUAAAACAUAUGGUCGGCGCUAGUGCAGUGGCGGACAUGAUGUCGAUAUUGCCGCUGGUCGUUAUCGCUGUCUUUAUCGUUCGAAUAGAAAAGUCCAUUAAAACAGGUAGUGAUAGCGGCGGCGAGGACAGCGGCGGGGCAGGGCUGCCCGAUGGUAGUGUACGCUACCCUACCCCACACAGCCCGAGAAGCGAACCCGACCUAACCAUCUCCGCAACUGCCACCGAUAACCCCACAAUACUUCCCAACCAAACAACCAGUCCAGAUUACGAGGGUAAACGGGCGCAGAACAUCAUGAUGCUUCGGAUAACGUCUCAACGGGAUGAACGACACUCCUGA